UAUUAGAUAUAAAAACUUGAAAAAUGCAAACAUAAUGCGGUAAAUAAAAUUCCACUCCAAUUUAAAAUGUAACACAGUUGAGAAUGGAAGCGAGUUGGACAUCUCCAUGGGGCCCGAGAGAGAGACAGUGUUUCUUCCUCCUUCAAAGGAAAACCCACCGCAUGGCCACCCUCCUCCAAAUCCACGCCUUCAUGCUCCGCCACGCCCUCGAAACCAACCUCAACCUCGUCACCAUGUUCAUCACCAACCUCUCGUCAGCUGACCCGCGCAGCGGCACUCGCCAUGCGCGCCAACUGUUCGAUCAAAUGCCUCAACAGCCCGAUGUCCCCCUAUGCAACGCGAUGAUGAAGUCCCACCUCUCCUCCCGUCAGUUUUCCGAAGCCAUUCAUCUGUAUGGUUGUCUUAGGAGGGAAGAAGCCUUCGUACCUGACAAUUACACUUUUACGAUUCUCACUAAGUGUUGCAGAUUGAGUUCGUCGACGUGGGAAGGGAUGGAAGUGCACGCUCAUGUGUUGAGAUAUGGGUUUGACUCGAAUUUGUACGUGGCGAAUGCGUUGGUUGACAUGUAUGGGAAGAUGGGGCAGAUGGGUUUUGCUAGGAAAGUGUUUGAUGAAAUGACUGAGAGGAGUUCUGCGUCGUGGAAUGCGCUUAUGUCUGGGUAUAUCAGGGGUGGACUUAUGGGUGCUGCGGAAGGACUUCUCGAUGUGAUGGUUUCCAUGCCAGAGGCAGAGAAGGAUUUGUUGUCGUGGAAGUUGAUGAUUGAUGUGUUUGUGAAGUCGGGGAAGAUGGCCCCGGCUGAGAUGUUAUUUUAUUCCGCACCCGAGAAAGAUGUGGAGUUAUGGAAUACUUUGAUUGGCGGGUAUGUGAAUUUAGGGGAUAUGAGAUCGGCAAUGUUGUUGUUUGAUGCCAUGCUGGAGAAAAAUAAGGUGUCUUGGACCACCAUGAUAAAAGGGCAUGUGAAGUUAGGGCACAUGGAAUCGGCUAAGAUGGUUUUUGAUGCAAUGCCAGAAAAAGAUGUAGCAUCUUGGAAUACUUUGAUUGGAGGGUAUGUGAAGUUAGGUGAUACUGCAGCAGCCAAGAUUUUGUUUGAUGCGAUGCCGGAGAAAAAUGAGGUGUCUUGGAGUAUUAUGAUCAAUUCUUAUGUGAUGAUGGGAGACAUGAGAACAGCUAACAUGUUGUUUGAUGUGAUGCCGGAGAAAAAUGUAUUUGCUUGGAACAUUAUGAUCAAUGGCCACAUAAAGUUAGGGCAGAUGAAAACAGCUAAGAUGUUGUUUGAUUCCAUGCCGGAGAAAAAUGUGAUAUCAUGGAAUACUAUGAUAAAUGGGUAUGUGAAGUUAGGGGACAUGAGAUCUGCGAAGAUGUUGUUUGACGCCAUGCCAGAGAAAAGUAUUGUGUCUUGGACCACUAUGAUUGAUGGGUAUGUGAAGUUGGGGAGCAUGAGAUUGGCGAAGAUGUUGUUUGAUGCAAUGCCGGAGAAGAAUGUGGUUGUUUGGUCCACUAUGGUCAAUGGAUAUGUAAAUAUAGAGGAGAUGAGAUCGGCAAAGCUGUUGUUUGAUGCCAUGCCGGAGAAAAUUGUGGUUUCCUGGAAUACUUUGAUUGGUGGGUAUGUGAAGUUAGGUGAUAUAAAAUCGGCUAGGAUGUUGUUUGAUGCCAUGCCCAAGAAAGAUGUGGUCUCAUGGACCAGUAUGAUCAAUGGUUAUGUGAAGUCAAGGGAUAUGACAUUGGCGAAAAUGUUGUUUGAUGCGAUGCCAAAGAAAGAUGUGGUGUCUUGGAAUACUUUGAUUAAAGGGUAUGUGAUUUCAGGGGAUAUUGUGUCAGCCAAGAGGUUGUUUGAUACCAUGCCGGAGAAAAAUGUGGUGUCUUGGAAUACUUUGAUCGACGGGUAUGUGAAGCUAGAGAAUAUGCAAUUAGCCAAGAUGUUGUUCGAUGCCAUGCCAGACAAAGAUGUGGUAUCUUGGAAUACAAUGAUCAAGGGGUAUUUGAAUUUAGGGGAGAUGACAUCAGCCAAGAUGUUGUUCGAUGCCAUGCCAGAGAAAGAUGUGGUAUCUUGGAAUAUGUUGAUUGAUGGGUAUGUGCAGUGGGGGGAUAUGAGAUUAGCCAAGGUGAUGUUUGAUGCCAUGCCAGAGAAAGAUUUCGUGUCUUGGACAACUAUGGUUCACGGGUAUAGCAGCAUUGGUGACGUAGAUCAUGCUAGGCGGCUGUUUGAUAUGAUGCCCGACAGGGAAUUGCGUUCUUGGAAUGCAAUGAUUGGCGGAUAUUGUAAGAAGAAGCAGCACCAUAAAGCAUUGCUCUUGUUCCAGCAAUUCCUCGCGUGCAAAGGGCUUGAGCCCGACAGAAUCAUGGUUCUCGGUGUUCUUCCAGCUAUUGCAGAAUUGGGUGCUCUGGGUUUGGGGAGUCGGGUGUAUGAAUUCGUGAAGAAGAAGAAGUUAGACAGAUAUGCAGAAGUCUCCACAGCAGUGGUGGACAUGUAUGCUAACUGUGGGGAAAUUGAGAAAGCAAAGAAAGUUUUUCAUGAGGUUCGAGCAAGAGAUGCAUCUACAUGGACUGCUUUCAUCAACGGCUUGGCACUCAACGGGCGUGGCAAGGAGGCACUAGAAGUGUUUGUGGAUAUGAAGAGAAACGGGUUCAACCCGAAUGAGGCUACCUUUGACGGUAUCUUGUCAGCUUGCAGCUAUGCCGGUUUAGUAGAGGAAGGAAUAGGAUGGUUCAUUAAAAUGGGAGAGUUGGGACUCAACCCUAAACUAAAGCAUUACGGCUGCUUAGUUGAUCUCUUAGGUAGGGUUGGAUGUGCGGAGGAAGCUGAGAUAUUGGUCGAGAGCAUGCCUUACAAGGCGAACGAGGUCAUGCUGGCUUCAUUGCUGUUUGCUUGCGUUCAUGCCAAGGACGUUGCUAGGGCUGAGAACGUGGUAAGGAAGGCGACGAAUGUGGGACGAGGUAGAGAGGAGGUGGGGAGCAGAGGGGCCAAGAAUGAGAUGUGCUAUAGCGCAGUUGAGAUGAUGAAUAAGCAGAUUUUGGUGGUUGCUGGAGAUAAGAGCCAUCCAUAUUGGGAAGUAACACAUUUGCUGUUGAAUCAGUUGCAUAUGCACAUGAAGAUUGUAGACCAACUAAGUUUGUUUUUGGAAGUAAAUUAAGCUUCUUUUUUUUUUCCUAUUUUUUAUUAAAGAAAAUCAAUAAUAGUUCCCCAUUUCCUUCCA
This is a messenger RNA of Salvia miltiorrhiza (redroot sage), 3194 nucleotides long. Its product is annotated as pentatricopeptide repeat-containing protein At2g44880-like. NCBI's taxonomy places the organism in Eukaryota, Viridiplantae, Streptophyta, Magnoliopsida, Lamiales, Lamiaceae. Gene Ontology annotation, molecular function: protein binding. The record is from RefSeq and is a predicted model, not a curated record. The coding region runs from base 84 to 3131 and encodes 1015 amino acids. The transcript has a single exon.